GACUGAAAAGGAGAGAGACGAGUUGAGAACGGUUAUAGAAGAACUGCGACGCGAACGAGGUACCAUUGAAGGAGCCGUCGUUCAAUUGGAGAGCUAUUACGAGCCGCCCUCACAGGCACUGCUUCUGUGCUCUCCCGCCAGAGCGCGCAAACUGGACUUGGAGACUGCUGUGCUUAUGCAGGAGGUGAUGUCAAUGAGAGAGGAGAAGGCAGACUUGAAUGCGAGCGUCUAUCAGCUGGAGAAGGAGAAGGAGGCGCUUGAGCAGAGACUGGCGGCCAUUUUGGAAAGUCAACAGCAGGGUCAGUCUGGUCAGGCCACUGUGCAACAUCUGCGCACGCUCAAGGAAGCUGGUGCUUAUGAGAAGAAAUUUGCAGACAGGGACAGCAGACCGCACAUGAGAAGCCGUUCCAAGCAUUCUGGCGAAAGGUCCGCGGAUCGAGGACUCCCUCACCAAAAUCUAGAUCUUCGACAAAGAUCCGAUCCACAAUCAUCCAACAGCAACAGUAUGCAUAAUCAGGAACGAAGCAGGCCCAAACCUGAGCCGAAACCGCAGAGAUUGGAAGCUCAUGUUCUGGAUAGGGUGGGGCGACAUUCACAGGUACAUGCCUUCAGACAAAGGCUAGCGCAGAUGUUGGAUACAAGCCGUCACUCGUCUAGUCAUGGUUCCAGCUAGUCUCAUUUAUAAUAUAAUGAUGGAAAGAAUUGGCUUAUACAAGUACGGGAUAGGAAAUUCACGAAUGA
This is a messenger RNA of Nilaparvata lugens (brown planthopper), 741 nucleotides long. Its product is annotated as colorectal mutant cancer protein-like. The transcript is spliced from 5 exons. The annotation marks the transcript as partial. The record is from RefSeq and is a predicted model, not a curated record. NCBI's taxonomy places the organism in Eukaryota, Metazoa, Arthropoda, Insecta, Hemiptera, Delphacidae.